CCAUUACAACUACCAAAAUCAUCUUUUCAGUAUCGUUUAAAUCAAUGCUGCAGAUAUUGAUCUGUAUAACUUUCUUUAGAUUUGAAGAAUUUGUUCAUAAAUAUUUCAAGAUGAAUAAAGAAUUAUUCUUGUUACUCAUUUCUAGAACUUUGAAUAAUGACCUAUGUUCAAAUUAUACCAAUAACCAAUCGAAAGAAAAUUGGAUUUCAUAUAAAAUUUUCACAGUUUAGAAUAUUUCUAUUGAAUCAUAAAUAUAACUGGUAAGGAUAAAAACUUGGUAUUUUGAAAAUAUUCAUGAAGAACUUCUUCAAAUCUUAAGAAUAUUACAGAAAUCGAGAUAACUAAUAUUGUUAUGUCCGAUAGUAAAAAUCCAAUUUUGACAACUAUAAAUGAUUGAUAGUGACUCAAAAAUUCAUAGUUAAAAUUUUAGAAAAUAUUCAAUCAUUGUUUUUUGUUUUCUAUAGAUCAAAAUCAAAUGAUGAGUUUAUUUUAUUCAACAACAAAAUGGCAACAAAUUAAUCUUUGGCUAAAAACUCUUUUACAUAUAAUUGAUCCUUCUGUUGAUGAUUAUAUGUUUUUAAUCCGAGAAAAGAAAACAAUUCUCGAUAAUGAUCAAAUGACCUUAGUACAAAUAACAAAAUAUGACGAUGAAGAGCAAAUAAAAGUUCCUUUAUUAAAUAGAAAUAUAACUAUUGAAAAAUUAUUACAUUCAACAGAAAAAUCAAUAGAUGUUUAUAAAUAUUUAGCUACGAAUGAUACAAAACGAAUUCUUGAUUCUAAUGAAAAACUUUCAAAUUUAAAUAAAACAAAAUUUAUUCUUGUUAAAGAAAAUGAAAUGUGUCUUGUAUUGAUAAAGAAAUCGAAUGAUUUACAACUUAUUCAUGUUACUGAAGAAGAAAGUGAAAAAUAUCAACGAUUUGUUGUUAGUGCUACGAUUGCUGAUAUUAAUAAAGAAAAUCAACAAGAUAUUUUACAUCAAUAUCUUUUGUAUUCAAAUGACUUUGUUCCAUCAACUGCCAUCCAAUUAAUAACAUUUCAAUCAGAAUCAUUAAUUCAAUUUAUUG
Molecule: messenger RNA, 1064 nt
Organism: Rotaria sordida
Lineage: Eukaryota; Metazoa; Rotifera; Eurotatoria; Philodinida; Philodinidae
Source: the annotation of a GenBank genome assembly